Molecule: messenger RNA, 1261 nt
Organism: Papaver somniferum (opium poppy)
Lineage: Eukaryota; Viridiplantae; Streptophyta; Magnoliopsida; Ranunculales; Papaveraceae
Product: exosome complex exonuclease RRP42-like
Exons: 8
Coding region: 163-1023 (286 amino acids)
Biological process (GO): nuclear mRNA surveillance; nuclear polyadenylation-dependent mRNA catabolic process; U4 snRNA 3'-end processing
Cellular component (GO): cytoplasmic exosome (RNase complex); nuclear exosome (RNase complex)
Source: RefSeq, a predicted model, not a curated record
UCUUUUUGUAACAAUGAGAUAUAUACUAUUUUUUAUUUUUUUCAGUAAACCCUAAAUCUUAUAUUCAAAGAGCAGUUAGCUGCAGGAAGGAAGAAGUGAAGUGCCUCCUUAUCUGCAACAAGUAAAAUUGAUUUUCUAGGGCUCAUUUAUAUUGUUAUAGCAAUGGUGGGAUUAUCAUCUGGAGAGAAACAUUUCAUACAAGGUGGGAUUGCUCAAGAUCUCCGAUCUGAUGGGCGUAAAAGAUUAACGUAUCGUCCCAUUUCUAUUGAAACUGAAGUCAUCCCUCAGGCAAAUGGUUCUGCACGCGUUAGGGUAGGUGCAACUGAAGUUAUUGCCAGUGUCAAGGCAGAACUUAGUAAGCCUAAUCCGCUUCAACCUAACAAAGGAAAAGUUUCUAUAUUUGUUGAGUGUAGUCCUACAGCAGCUCCCAUGUUUCAGGGCAGAGGAGGUGAAGAGUUGUCAACGGAGCUCUCAGUUGCCCUUCAGAGAAGCUUUUUGGGUGGUAAAAGUGGAGCAGGAGCUGGAAUCAAUCUAUCAUCUCUUAUUGUGGUGGAGGGGAAGAUAUGUUGGGACCUCUAUAUAGAUGGCCUUGUACUUAGUUCAGACGGGAAUUUAUUGGAUGUAUUAGGUGCUGCCAUCAAGGCUGCGUUGAGCGAUACAGGCAUUCCGAAGGUCAAUGUUAAUGCUGCCACAUCUCCUGAGGAACCAGCAGAGGUUGACAUAAGUGAUGAAGAAUUUUUCAAGUUUGACACUUCAGGAGUGCCCGUCAUAGUAACUUUGACAAAGGUCGGUAGGCAUUACAUUGCAGAUGCAACCUCGGAAGAGGAAUCCCAAAUGAGUUCUGCAAUUUCCUGUUCCAUCAACAAGCAUGGGAAUAUAUGUGGCUUGACGAAACGUGGAGGUUCAGGUUUAGAUCCAAGUGUGAUUCUUGACAUGAUAUCUGUUGCUAAACAUGUAAGUGAACAACUAAUGAUGGAAUUGGAUUCAAAAAUUUCUGCAGCAGAAGCUUGUGAAACCGAAUAGUGAUUAGUAUUUUACAGCAAUGUAUUGUAAUUGUUACAUUAAACAGGGAUGGAAAGAUAGAUAGCUAGGUUAUACUAACUUCUUUAGGUUUCGGUUUGACCAUAUCUGUAUGGAAAUGAGCAUUUUUUGAGAAGCUCCCUGAUUCAGUUAAUGGGAAUUUUUUUGAUGCAUCUCUAGUUGCAUUAACUUGAAAAGAGAAGGAGAAAUUGAAAUGCUUUUUAUGGAGUUUACCUUUUUA